This is a messenger RNA of Linum tenue, 4442 nucleotides long. The record is from the annotation of a GenBank genome assembly. NCBI's taxonomy places the organism in Eukaryota, Viridiplantae, Streptophyta, Magnoliopsida, Malpighiales, Linaceae.
AAAAAUGCAAAAUUAGCCGAACAACCUAAAUGACUAAAAUCCCAAAGUGUAAGUAAUUUUCCCCGGGGAAACUUCCCUCUCGCAAUUGCUUCUUGCGAUGGAGUGAUCGACAGAGCCGGUUUCGUCGGUCCAAAUGGACGCGAUUCUAAUGCGCUGCGAGGAUUGAAUUUGUCCAGCGAAUCGUUACCCGUUCUCCGGCGUGAUGGUUUCCGAUCACCAUAGCGGAGGAAACUCUUUGGAGUCGGCGGGAGUUCCGGAAACCAGCAUUUGGAGGCGAGUUGCUGUUCGCUGGCUGCGUCCAUAUUCUGCAAAUCAGAAUGGCCAAUGGCGGUUUCAGAAGUCCUUGUGGUAUGGAUGAUAUCCGUAUAAAUUAUUGCAGCUUCCGGAUACCUUCAGUGAUCGAAAACAUUCUCAAUCGGAGAAAAAUGGUGCAUGCCAAGUGUUUGAAUGAGUUCUAUCCGCAAAGAAAGCGCAACGCCAUAAGGAGAAGGAAGCUGGAACAGCAUAGAGUUGAAAGAAACAGCAAUGCAGGGUCACAGCCAUCAAAUCCCAGAUCAAAUUUGAGAAAACAAGCUGCUCUCGCUGAGUUGGUCCUCCAUAAGCUGAGUUCCCUUGCUGCUGAUCAGGCAAGCCUCCUUUGGGGUCUCAGAAGCGAGAUUCCAAAACUUGCAAGCACGGUUUCCAGCAUCCAAGCUGUGUUGCUAGAUGCAGAUAAUCAGGCUGGUAAGAGUCAUCAGGUUCAGCUAUGGCUGCAAGGACUGGAAGAAGUCCUUUAUGAUGCUGAAGACCUGCUGGACGAUUUCUCUACAGAGGUUCUCCGGAGGAAACAACAAAUGGAUAUCAAUGGCGUGGUGAAUGAGGCACGUCCUGUGGAUCCAGUUGCUGCUAACAAGGAUUGGAGGCAAACUCACUCUUCUGUCCCUGAUGUGGUUAUUGGGAGAGAAGGAGAUAAGCAGAUGAUAAUAGACAUGUUACUAUUGUCUGGUAAUAAGGAGAAAGUUGUAGUCGUCCCCAUUGUUGGAAUCGGGGGAUUGGGGAAGACAACAGUGGCGCAAUUGAUUUACAAUGACAACAAAAUCCAGUCUCAUUUUGAUUGCACACAUUGGGUAUGCGUCUCUGAAACUUUUGACCCAAAAGUCAUGGUUAAAAAUGUUUUGGAGUCCAUUACCCAACAAAAGGUGGAAGACCUUGCCUUGAACACGCUCAAGGAUCUUCUGCACAAGCACAUCAAGAAUAAAAGGUUGUUGUUAGUUUUGGAUGAUGUCUGGAAUGAGGAUACAGAAAAGUGGGUUCGCUUUAUAAAUAUAUUCUCAAGUGGUGCAGCGGAAGGUAGCAGAAUUGUAGUGACCACUCGUCUUCGAAUUGUUGCAAAGAUGACAGCAACUGAGAUGAUUGUGCCACAUGAGUUGCAAGGUCUGUCUGAGCUUGAGUCUUGGUCUUUGUUCGAGAAGAUGGCUUUCAAGGGAGGAGUUGCGCCGGGUCCAAGAUAUAUUGAGAUAGGGAAAGAGGUCACGAGGAAAUGUUGUGGAGUGCCAUUAGCUAUAAGAACAAUGGGGGGUCUUCUAUCCUUCAAAGAUACCGAGUCUGAGUGGGAGGCAAUAAGAGAAAAGCAGUUGUUGAGCCUAUAUUUCAGUGGACAAGAUAGUGAAAUUUUGGCUGCUACUCUUAGGUUGAGUUAUGAUAAUUUGCCAUCUCAAUUAAAGCGUUGUUUUGCCUACUGUAGCUUGUUCCCAAAAGAUCAUAGGAUCGAUGUGAAGAUGUUGGUACAGGUUUGGAUGGCACAAGGGUAUAUCAUCAAGUCCGGUCAAUUUUUACUACUUGAAGAUGUUGGAGUUGAACAUUUUAAGAAUCUGUUGUGGAGGUCCUUCUUUCAAGAGGUGACAAAGGACCGAUACGGGAAUAUGAAAUAUUGUAAGAUGCAUGAUUUAAUGCAUGACCUUGCUGUCACAGUUGCAGGGAUGGAUACCAUCUGUUUGAAUGCUAUAAAUCUCACGGAUAGCCUUCUCAGCAGUGGGGUUGUCAACCUUGAAAGAAUUCGGCACCUGUCAAUUGAUUUUGAGAACAAAUGGGAGACUAGAGUAUGGAAAAUUCCAACUCUCUUGGCGAAAGCAACAAGGCUUCGAACAUUUAUGAUCAUAAAUGUGGCUGUGGGGGGUGUCAAGUUGGAAGGAAGAUGUGAGAUCUUCCUGAAUAUGACUAGGCUGAGAGUGUUUGGUCUUGGAGAUGCUAAAAUGGAGGUUUUCUCUAUUACCUUCAAUAAAUUGAAACAUCUUAGGUACCUUGAUCUUUCUAAGAACGGGGUGGAGAUACUUCCAAAUGAAAUUACAAGAAUGGUAAACUUGCAAACGCUCAAUCUGUGUUUAUGUGAACAUCUUCGACUAUUGCCGGCAGACUUGGGGAAGCUAUACAAUCUGGUCUUUUUUUACCUAGAUGAUUGUUCGAGUUUGACUUACUUACCAGCCGGGAUCUGCAAUCUUUCCUUCCUCAGAGAAUUGUCUUUAUUCAUUCUAACAGAAGCAGCUGCAAAAAACUCCAGAUUAGCUGGUCUCGGUGAAUUGAAGAGUCUGAACAACCUAAGUGGGAAGUUGACUAUUAAAGGCCUAGAAUUGGUGAAGGAUAAAUCCGAAGCAGCUGCAGCUAAUUUAAAGGAGAAAUCGCAACUUCAACACUUGGAACUAUGGUGGAGUGAUGACAGUAAUAAUAUGGUGGCUCGAAGAUGUGAUCACGAGAGGUCAGUAUUAGAGGCAUUACAACCACAUCCAAAUUUAAAGGAGUUACAGUUGUGUUAUUACGGCGGGACGAGUGUUCCAACAGCAAGCUGCUGGUUCUCUUCUCUCAUGAAUCUGGUUCGCAUCGAGCUAUAUUGUUGUGGGAAACUGCAAAGUCUGCCAUCGCUGGAUCCUUUUGUUUCUCUUGAAGAAUUGGUGUUGUAUAACUUAGAGAGCCUAGCAUACGUACAGGGAGAGACAGUAUCAUCAUUACCUUUUUCUUCUCUAUCUUCUUCAAACAAGGAUUUGCAGUUUCUGCCCUCCCUCAAGUCUCUCAAGAUCACGGACUGCCCAAAUUUAAUCGGCUGGUCUCUUGCAAAUAUGGAAGAGUCACCUCUGUUACCUUGGGUUUCCACCCUGGAGAUCGAAAGCUGCCCGAAAAUGGUUACCAUCCCACAUUUUCUUAUCAACUUUAAGAAGGUUGAGUUGAUGGAUGUGAGCAGUGAGUUGUUGAGUGUGUUUGGUGCCUCUCUGAUUUCUCCAUCCCUUCCCCCAGCACACCCUCGAUUUCAUGAGUUGUGUCUCCAAUACGUGAAUGAUCUGCCGCAAGGGUUGAUGCCACAACUCACUUCCCUUGAGAGACUAAACAUAUGGUUUUGUAGCAAUUUGACUACUUUGUCUCCAUCUAUUCUUCGACAUCUCCCUUCGCUCAAGGAGCUUCAUAUUCUAUCUUGUGAAGUUUUGGAACUGGAGGACUACGAUUAUGGUGAUGGUAAUAAAGGAAAUGAUGAGAAUGACAGCGUGCCACCGCGUUUUCUUCCCAGCCUCCGAUGCUUGGUUGUCCAAAGUGUUCCUAAGUUGGUGACUCUACCUAAUUGGCUUCAGUUUUCCUCCAAUUUGCAGCAGCUGGACAUAGACUGGUGUGACAACCUUAAGUGCUUACCAAGUUGGCUUAAAAAGCUCACUGCAUUGGAGUCUUUGGGCGUAUUUAGAUGUGAUAUUCUAUCUAGGAGAUGUACAAGCAACACGGCUGAGGACUGGCCCAUCAUUUCUCACAUCCCAAAUAUCCAAGUUGAUUCUAGACAUGUUCAAAAGGAAGGCUGCUAUUUGGAAAUGGAGGAAGAAGAAGAAGAAGCAGAACAAGAACAAGAACAUGAAGAAGAAGCAUCAUCACACACCCAUAUCUCAAGCCUGAACCUGCAGGCUAUUUGAAAAUUGCUUUGCAAGGAUGACUUGCAUCCUAUUCCAGAGAUGUUUUCUCCCUUAGCUACCACACCCUGUAAACCCCUUUACAUUGUCACUCCCAUCAUUUACGUUUCCUCGAACCGAUUGAUUGAAGAGAGAUGCUCAUUUAUCCAUUAUCAACAGCUUUGUCCAGUUUUCAAGUUCAAAUGGCAUUCUUAGCUUAUGGUGGUUCUAUGAUGGGUAAACAGCAACGCCUUUGUCCUUCCUAAGUUUGAAGAAGAUCUUGCGCCAGCCAUUCGAAUUCACUACAUGUCUCAGCUCCAAGUCUUGACUAAAUUUAGAGAUUGAAUACUCAGUUGUUCUGUAAUGCGAUCGAUCAUAUCGCAACCCCUCUAAAUUUUGAAGUUCUUGCAACUGUGAGAGACAGAGGUCGAAAGCAGUUGGGGUGCUGUAAUUCACUGGUGGAGGGAACAUAAACAGGGAAAAGAGUAAGGAAAAUGCCAGUUGUUUGGGGAACUGGAAGAUGGAUUUAUUGGGACCAAAGCCUCC